Molecule: messenger RNA, 1256 nt
Organism: Boleophthalmus pectinirostris (great blue-spotted mudskipper)
Lineage: Eukaryota; Metazoa; Chordata; Actinopteri; Gobiiformes; Gobiidae
Product: core histone macro-H2A.2-like
Exons: 9
Coding region: 123-1256 (377 amino acids)
Cellular component (GO): nucleosome
Molecular function (GO): structural constituent of chromatin; DNA binding; protein heterodimerization activity
Source: RefSeq, a predicted model, not a curated record
GCUGUCGCUUCUGUGCCGCGCGUGAGCCUGACCUCACAUCCGCGUUUCCCGCGCGAUCACCGCAAAAACACCGCAAACAAACACGCACAGCCCGCAGGAGCCACGCGCACGAGGCCCGCAGGAUGUCGGCUCGUGGGAAGAAGAAGUUGACGAAGACGUCUCGGUCGGCGCGGGCCGGGGUUCUGUUCCCCGUGGGCCGGAUGAUGCGGUACCUCCGGAACUCCACCCACAAAUAUCGGAUCGGGAUCGGCGCUCCGGUUUACAUGGCCGCCGUCAUCGAGUACCUGGCAGCGGAGAUCCUGGAGUUGGCGGGGAACGCGGCGCGGGACAAUAAAAAGGGGCGGAUCACUCCUCGUCACAUCAAACUCGCCGUCGCCAACGACGAAGAACUCAACCAGCUCCUUCGUGGUGUGACCAUCUCAAACGGAGGAGUUCUUCCUCGGAUCCACCCCGAGCUUCUGUCCAAGAAACGCGGCACCAGGGCCCGAACCGAGACGCCGCCCGCCGACAAGCAGCCGGAGACGGGAACCAGGGUCAGGAAGAGCCCCAAGACCUCCAGGACCUCCAGGACCUCCAAAGCCCGGAGAGGCAAAGGCCGACGAGGACGCAAGCCCAAGAACCAGGACGCAGAGAAAGAAUCAGAACCAAAUUCAACACAAGAAGAAGAACUGGGAGAAGGUUUCACCAUCCUGUCAGCCAAGACCCUGUUCCUGGGACAGAAGUUGUCGCUCACAGAGAUCGACCUCGGGAAACUCGGCUCCGUCAAAGUGGACGCCAUCGUGAACCCGACCAACGCCGACCUGGACCUGAGGGACCCUGUGGGAAGUGCUCUGGAGAAGGCCGGGGGGCGGGACUUUGUAGACGGCGUCAAAGAAGCGAGAAAAUCACACUGCCCCCUGGAGGUCGGCGCAGCGUGCGUGAGUGCGGCGAGCGCGGCGAUGGCGUCGCGGUUCGUGGUUCACUGUCACGUUCCUCUGUGGGGAUCCGAACGCUGUGAGGAACAUCUGGAGAAAACCGUGAGGAGCUGUUUAUCUGCAGCAGAAGAAAAGAAACUCAAGUCCAUGGCCUUUCCCUCCCUCCUGAAAGCACGAAACGGGUUCCCGAAGCAGACCGCGGCUCAGUUGGUGCUCAGGUCCAUCUCCUCACACCUCGUCUCCUCCAGCAGCACCAGCCUCAAGAACAUCUACUUCCUCCUGAACGACGCCGAGAACAUCGGGGUUUAUCUGCAGGAGAUGGCCAAGGUGGAGGGCAAGUGA